Molecule: messenger RNA, 8061 nt
Organism: Debaryomyces tyrocola
Lineage: Eukaryota; Fungi; Ascomycota; Pichiomycetes; Serinales; Debaryomycetaceae
Source: the annotation of a GenBank genome assembly
AUGGAUGGCAUAGCAGUAAUCAAAGAUAGUUUGCUGUACGAAUAUGUCGAGUCGCUAUGUAGGAGGCUACAAUCACUUCUUCCGAAUAGGACUGGGUAUACCAUAGCAGAAGUGGAGUUGAACCCACAGUUUGUGAUUACCAAGAACUUGCUAGACAAGGGCAACAUAAACCCGACGUUAGAUAGCAACAACGAUACGGUAUUUGUGUCAAACGUAUUUGAUUGUUUUUGCGGGAUGCUUAACAAUAUCAACAAGGAGUCCAACUUGAUAAAGUUACGAGAUAGAGAUGAAAAAUCGUUGUCAUCAACACUCAUCAUAUUGAAACUUUUGGCAGACAUUAUAGAACAUAACUGGCGCCUGAAAAAGGCUAUCAACGACUUCAAGAAUGAAAUUUUUUCGUCUAAUUGUGAGUUGGCCUCAAAUUAUGCAAUAUUCUAUCAUUACUCACCUCCUCCUCCAUUAAAUACACCGAUAAUACAUCCAACCAUAGAUACGUUAUUAUCUUUACUUUCUCCACUGGUAGUACGGAAGGUAUUGACUCUUCUAAGAUCAAAUCAAGCUGAAGGAAUGGACUUGAAUCAUUUUUAUAGAAGUCUCAAUAAUAAUCAUUCCCAUCAUUAUAAUUAUGCAACAGAAAGUACAAGCUCGAAUAUUGGCACAUCGACAGGUGAUAAUGAUUCCGUAGGUAGCGGUAAUACAGAGGCCCCUACAGGUGGCCGUGAAUUUAUCACGAACUAUGUUAAUGAUAUUGACAAUUACAUAGAGAUUGCUCUUAAAUUUAUCGCAGCUUCAAAUCCGGAGGAAUAUUUUGACUAUAUCGAUGCAAAGCUUUUUAAGUAUUCCAGAAUGGGUGAGUUGGUUCCAUUGCCAGCUUUGCAAAAAUAUUCCCCAUUAAUGAAGCACAUAUUUUACCAAGCCUCAGUUGGAGAAAAGACUUCACGAGAAAUUUACAAAGUUUUACCAUAUAUUAAAUCUCAUUAUUGGAAAUUGGCCUUUAUGGUUUUCUUUGCAACAAGUAUCAAGGAUCAAUGUUUUUCAAGACCAGAGGAUUACCAAGCAUUAUUAACCCCUGGCUGUGAAAUAGAGCUUGGUAUACGAGUUUUAUUUGAUUACAUCCACACGAUUAUAGAGGAAUCGCCAUAUUCAGGCUGUAGUUCGAUUAUUCAAAGUUGGUUAGGAGUUCUUUGCGUAAGUGAUUUUAUUGAAUUGGAGAAUAAGCCAAAUAAAUUGAGAAUUGCAUUUAAUAAAAGGUUGAAGUUUUUGAAUACUACUUUAAAAGAUGCAUCGUCAAUGACCAAUUUAGAUUCUUUUGAUUCAUUAAUCAAUAUUUUUCACUUAGGGGCAGCCUUGACUAAUACAAGCGGUUUCACAAGUGAGCAUUCAGUGUACAAAUUUUCGUUAGCUCAUUUGGAUGAAACUCAUGAUAACUUGAAUAAAUUAAUAAGCAGAACUAAAAAUGAUGAUUUGAAACAAUUACAAGAUAAUCUAUUGAUCAAUUUUUAUAUUGCAGCAUUAAUGAUCAAGCCAAAGAAAUAUAUGAAUAUCUUGGUUGCUAAGUUUAAUGAAUCAAUGACGGAUAUGAGACAAGCAAGAAUAUUAAUUAAAACGAUUAAAGGGAUAUCUGAAUUUGAAAGAACUACAGAUAUAUUUAGACAGUUAAUUACUAAAUUAGCGGUGUUUUUGAAAUCUAUGAUAUUCUAUUUAACUAGGUUUUUGACGCUUCAUGGCCAUUCAGAAGAGUUUUCCACCGAAUUCCAUCUGAAUGAUAGCACGAGUGCCGUACAAAGUAACGAAGAAUGUGGCAAUCAAGGUGGCAAGUAUGAUGAGGAUGUGCACAUUGACUCGAAUCAAUCUUCAAUAUUGAAUCUUGAUCGUUAUAUCACAGAAUUAUCACCAUCUUCAACUAUACGAGAAUCACUCAACUCAAUUGACAAUAUUAUAACAAAUAUGAGUAUGGACAUAUCUACAUAUAUGCAACCGUCUCUUGCAUGUUUUGAAGAAUCUCAAUUAAUGUUCAGUGCAGAAAGAAUGUUAUCUGACUUGUUUGCGAUAUUUAUUGGUGCUCCAGAACUUUAUUUCAAUGACUUUGAAUUAAUGAAUGACAUACACUUGGCUAAUACAGACAAAGAUGAAAUUCGUAGAAGAAUUCGUAUAUUUGCAUACGAAGUUACUAUUCCUUUGCAGCACGCAUUCCAGACUAAGAGUUCACUCGAAGGCACAAUGCUAUUUGAUUCCGCGUGUGCUUUAACUAUGACGUUAUUUGAUAGGGAGAAUAAGAUUUCAAAGAAUUAUACAAUAACUUCGGCGUAUGGUAACUACCUAAUUUGUAUUAAUAUCAUUCAGUCUAUCUGCGAAGCGUGCUUACAUUUAUCGCUUACCGAUUCAAAAUUCAAAUCAUGUUUUUUAUUUUUGAAUAGAUUUAUGCAAGCAAGGAAAGGUUACGAUGAAAUUGUAAAUGCAAAUGAAUUAAUAAAUGAUACCUCCAGUCAUUUGAGUUGUGCAAAUGUGUUUCAUUCAUUCGAGAAAAUACUACUUUUAUCUUUGUGCACUCAUGAUAUUCAAUUUUACAAUAUUGCCAAGGAUUCUAUGCGGUGGUAUUGCAAGGAAAUAAACUCUAGUCUUCAUUACAAUGAAUGCUGCUGUCCAGAAAACCUAAGUGAAACAUUUGAAAAGGUAAUUAAUGAUGAUGCGGUAUUCACUGGAUUUGUUUCAUUGCAUAAGAGAUUUAGAAAUAUUUUGAGAGAAUCAAAACCAACUAAGUCUCUCUAUGAGAUUUGGUUGAUAAUCUACAGAAGAUGGUUGGAAAAAUUGGAAAGCAAGAGCACUGUUAAUGAUCAAAAUUUAGUUUUCCGUCAUUUUACUGGAUUCUUAGUGUCAACCUCUGGAUGCUUCUUACAAAAGGAGUUUUCAUCUAAUGACCCAGAGCAAAAAUUAAAGCUGCAGGAGUAUAUUUCUGAAUUUUUUGAUAAAUGUACCAACUUGCUAACUUCAAAUGACUUGGUAAUUAGGGUUAUUAUUAAGGAUGCGUUGUCUAUGGAGUCGCACUCAGCUGUUUUCCAUUUAAUAUGUAUCAAACUUAUGAGCAUCGCUGGCUCGUAUUCGGACAAGAAAAUCGCUAACGAAGAAAGUAUUUUAUUUAUGGAACAAGUUCUUGCAAUUUUGGCCACUAUGGUUGGACUAAAGAAUGAUGGGGCUUUUGUAUUAGCUUCGUUACUUCCAGAAGUUUGUGGGUUUAUAAUUGAUUUUAUUAACUUAGUUAAAAAUGUACCUGAUAACUUAAGAUUAAAGCUAAGGUUUUGCAAACUAGGUACUGCCUUAGAAAGUGAUAAAGAGUGUGUUGGUCUCCGAGGCGCAUAUAAGCUAAGGAAUUUUUUUGCUAAAGCAUCAGCUGAAUGGCUUGAGCUGGCAGUUUUUUUUGAUGAAAAUACCAACGAGGAACCUCCGCUCUCGCAGUCUUUUUCUUUGGAUAGUCUGAUAAGUUCUAACAAAGACUCUGAGAAUGCAUACUUAAAUAUUGAUUUAGCAACUGAGUGCUCAAAAUGCCUAUCAUUACAGCUAGAAGAUUUACUUCUUGAAAUUCCAGAUGGUACAAAAGAUAAGGAUAUUCGUAAAAACAAGGAUUUGGCAUUUGUAAAUUAUUUAUCCUUAUUCUACAGGAUUCUUCAAAAAUAUACCUCGUCAGAAUUGACUUCAAAACUCACUAAAUCAAAGUAUAAAGUUAACUUGAUUACAGAAAAUGUUUUGAAAAGUAUAUCUAAUAUUCUACAAUAUGAUACUGAUAUCGGUAUGCAAUUCGUAUUACCAUUGGGAUAUCAUGAUAAUCCUAAGAUUAGAGCAAUCUUUUUAAACGUUUUUGCGAAUAUGUUGGCUGUAAGGAAACUAAGCAAAUCGAAGGAGGAAUAUCCUGAUAAACUUUUGACUAAUUUGUCUGAAUUAUAUGAGAUAUGUGGUAUAACUGCUGAAGUUGCACCGUUAAAUGAGCAUAAUCUACUAGCGUCAUCAUUAUUUCAAUUUUUUGGUUAUACCAGAAACUUAGAUAAGCUUUUUAGAACUCUUUUAGAACGUGAAAUUGAUCAUGUGUCGAGAUCGAGUGAAAUUUUUAGAAGGAAUAGCACGUUGACAAAGCUAUUGUCUAAUUUCGCUAAAGAUUAUGGAUUAGAUUACCUAUCAGAAACUUUGCGCCCAUUCAUCCAAGAAUUAGAUUUCAACAAAGUUAUUUUCGAAGUUGAGAAAUGCGAGCUGGGAGCCGAAGAUGCAGAACUAUUUAUGAAAUAUUUAAGGAAAUUGGUAGACGUAAUUCUAAGUUCGAUUGACUUGAUUCCCUCAUCCUUCAAGUACAUUUGCGCUGAGAUUUAUUACUGCGUUAAAGAAAAAUUUGAAAAUGCUGCAUUGAUUGCAGUAGGUUCAUUCAUAUUUUUGAGAUUUUUCUGUCCAGCUAUUAUUAGCCCUGAAGCAUUUUUUGAUAUUUCGGUAGAAGACAUGAAAGUUAAAAGAACAUUAAUGCAGUUAGUUAAAGUAAUUCAAAAUAUGGCUAAUGGCUCGUUAGGAUUGAUCAAAUGGCCAAGUUUGCAUGGUUAUCUGGACGAAUUAAACAUUAUAAAUCAAAGAAUUUUUGACUUUUUAAAAGACAUUAUAACUUGUCCCCAGGACACUUAUCCGUUUCAGGAAAUUACUGAGAAGCCAAUUCCUGAAUUAAGAUACUUGCACAGGUUUUUUUAUACCUAUUUUGUAAAAAUUAAGCAUCAUUAUAUUUUAUCAGAUCCGUUAGCAAAUAUUCAAAAUUUACAUCAGAAGGUUGAGACUUACAGGCAAUUUGAUAAUUUAGUUAAAGAGUUGGGUCAACCUAAAGCAUUGAUUUCAUUAUCAGUAUCUUCACCAUAUAAAAGCUUUGAUCCAAAUAAUAAUAGUAGUAAUCAGUAUAACGAAUUCAUGGCCAAAAUGUCGGCUAACUAUACCGAAUCUACUGUUGACUGCCCAGUUGUUCAUAACUCGAUCUUCCAUGAUGGAACACCUGUUGUAGUGUUGAAUUUUGGCUAUUUGAAAUCGAUGAAUAAUGAUAUUUACUUAUUCACUUACAGGUUAUUCGAAUUAGUAAGCCAAGUUUGGGAUAAUAAAUACUACUUGGUUAUUGACUUCACGUCGUCUCUCCUUGAUACACAGGCGCUAGCACUAUACGUGUCACUUUUGAAUACUUACGCUCCAAACCAAUUUUUUAAGAAUUGCAGUCGUAUUUAUUACUUCAAUAUUCCACAAGUUGAAAGUGGCUGUAUCUUAGAGACUAUGCGAGCCCUAAGACUCAAAGAAAAUAGAUCUAGUGCUAGACUCUACACUUAUUCACAAGCAGAUAGCCCAAGAAUCGUCAAUAGUUUGUGUUUAAAUGAAGAAACGCUUUCUAUUUCGAGAGAUAAUAAAUUGGUUUUUAGCGACGUCUUAUUUUACGAUAAAAGUGCGGAGCAGUUUGUGCCUGUUACACUCAGAAUUGGUAGACAAUGGUUGCAGGUUUGUUUCAAUGAUUAUUUUUCAUUCAAUGGACCUGCUUGUGUUACCGAGGGUUUUAUGCCAAUUGAAAUAUAUAAACUUUCUGACAUUACUCGAUGUGAAGUUACAAAGUCAUCUAAUGGACCAACUGAUGAAUUUAUAAUAUGUUUUAAUUAUGGUAAUACGGUAAUUUUAAGAUCACAAGAAAGGCUGGAGAUUUUGAAUUCAUUGUAUUUCACUACAUCAAGAAUCCCUAAACAAUUGCUUUCAGAAGACAAAGAUAUUGCUAACCAUGAAACAAGACCAUAUCACUGGUUUAGUAGAUUGUACAACGUCACCUUUCAAGGAUUAUUAAGUCAAGAUGAAGAAGUUAAAUCUGCUGCUGCAAUGUUAUUUGCAUCAUUAGCUACCUAUUUUGAUAUAGACUUGGCGAUUCCAAAUGGAUACUCCAGAAAUAUCUCGUUUCCGUCAAAUAUUACUGAUUUCAUUGUUUCAACCUCGCAAUUUCUUGCUAAGAAAAUGCCUACAGUGUCUCACAGGUUUUUUAAAGCAUUCUUCGAUCACUAUGAAAAGUUGCCUGUUGAAAAUCGGUUAAAUGCUACUUUAUAUAUAUCACCAUGGAUUGAUAAUGUGUGUGAUUAUAUCUAUUUAGAGAAUGAUAUAAGUGGACCAGAUAGAGUGGCGGAUAUCAUUAGGCAAUUUUGCAGGAUUUCGUGUCUCAACAAAGAGCAAAGUGCAUAUUUGAACGAUUACAUUUGGAAGAAAUUAUUUAACGACAGCAGACUCACGCCUAUUCUAGUAGAUGAGAUUGUUGCUUACAUUAUCGAUAAUAAGAAUGAGGGCCCUGAUUGGUACUUCAUAACGUCAUUCAUCUCACCAUCUGUUGAAGUUUGCAGCGAAGUUAUAUACAGAUUGAUUCUGUGUGUGAGUAAAGCAAGCACUACAGAUUCAGCAAUUGCAUCUCAAAGUAAAUUAUUUGAAAUUAAGGUUUUAAUAAAGAUCUGUGCAUCGUUGUUUUUCAAUUCUUAUGCUUUGGGUCAAUUAUUUUUGGCCGAUGUAUUCUUUUUCUGUACACUUUUUAUCGAUAACCCUGCAUUAGAUUUUGGUGCUGAUUUACAAAAAUUAUUCAUCAACACAAUACAGUCAUUUUUUCAAAAGCCGGGUUUAACUGAAACGCAACAAACCACAGUUGAUGACACACUUUCCUAUUUCAGUGGUCAACGAGCUAAAAUGUUAUUUGGCUUAACAGGGGACAAAAAUAUUUCUAGGUCCGAUUUAAGCCAGUCUUAUAAUAGAGCAACAAGUUUUGAAGUUUUGUGCCAAUAUUUGAAUGAUUUUAUGAGAGUAUUAGGAUCGUCUCAUGAGAGGUCAAACUGGAAAUCACGUUGGUGUUCUUAUGCUAUAGAUGUUGCCUUUAGUAGCACUUCGAUAUUUCAAAUUAGGGCAAUACUUGUGGUUGGAAUUUUAUCCCAAAAUGGAAUUAAUGAUUCUACAGUUUCGAGAAUUUUCAAGCUAGUCUGUCAACAGCCAAUUACUUCCUUGGAUCACCUAAAUGGUCUUACAAUCAGUUGUGCUCGUAUCUGUGAAGGAUUGUCGCCAGAUUCAGUAUUUCCGCAUGUAAUGGUUUGGCCUCAUCUUUGUUAUUCAUUACUCAGUUAUUCUGCGUUGUACCAAUCUUCGAUUCAAUGUCUUUUAAACUCUAUGAGUAAAGCAGUUCUUCAAGGACCAGACUACUUGGAUAGAAUUUUUGAACAACGUGUUUAUUUGGAACCAUUUGUUACUGAAUUUGGACAUAUGCAUAGUAUCCAAAUUGAUAAAUCAAAUUUCGAGUAUUAUACCCUUUUCACAUUUUCACAUGGCUUGAGACUUCCGCAUAUAAGACACACAUCUUUGAGUUGCAUGAAGAAAUAUUUUAAGUUGAGAUAUAGUAUAAGAGUUGAUGAUGAGAUGGAAGAGCUUUCACCUUUGAAUAUUUGUUUGCCUUAUUUGUUGAUUAUCUUCUUAAGCUCUUCAGAUUCGGCAUUUGAUAGUUUUUUGCGUGAAGUUGACUUUAGAACAGAGCACUUUGUAUAUAUUGAAAAUGAAAGAGUUCCAAGAGUCAUAUUAGAUUUUAUAUUGAGUGAUACAAAAGAUUCUAAUAUUGCUUUGAUAUAUUUGGCACAUAUGUUUGCAAAUGAAUCUGUUGAUACCGUAUUCAAACGAAAAUUUUUACAUUUAUAUUAUCAUUUGAUCAAGAUUUGCAAACCUUUGGGUUUCAUGGUUUACCAUAUAAUAAAAUCUGAGUUGGAAGAUAUUUUGAUAAAUUCCAAUUCGACGGAUACUGUGAAUACUAUAUCUGAGAUACUGCUUUUUGCAAUAUCUGAUGCAACUUAUACCAUUGAGCGUUACCAACACGAGGUUAAUGCAAUAUUGGACUUGAAUCACAUAACAAUUAUAAGGGAUCAUAUACUAGUUAAACAGAUGGAUGAUCUACAAACCGACGAUGGAUUAAAAUUAGACUUGAGUAGAGAUGUUAGAAUUCUACAAGAAAUGAUGUAUAGAAGUUCGUGCAUCUAUAUCGAGGGCCAAAAAUUGGAAGAGUGA